AUGCCUUGGAAUCCACACCAACCCAGUAUUUUUCACGCCAAAGAAUGGUCUACACCAUGGCGUUCAUCUUCAUCUGAGUUUCCACCCGAAGAAACCUUCAUCGAGCGAUACAACCGACAACUUGCAAACCCAGAGUGGAAGUCCAUACCAUAUUUCUUAAGCUAUCACUCCCAAUCUGGAGGAUGGCCAUGGGGCUGGGCGAUCUAUCGUACCUGCUAUGCAAACAUAUCCGAUGAAGACUGCGCGAGAGCUAUUGAGAAGCUCGACCAGGCCUGUUUGGCUAGCCUUGAGUUUUACGAGUCUAUGUGGUCCAGAUAUGGGAAUACACAUAUUGAACUGAUCCGCGAAGGAUAUCGGAAUGUUAUAUUUGAGGAUCCUACCUUAGAGGGGGCUUCAGAAGACGCUAUUCAACGUCGACAUAGACAAUGGGUCGAUGACCAUGGCCUUUGUGUGACCAGCGCCCUUCCUCGCCUCAAUUAUCCUCUUUUGUUGGAUGAGCGCUCUGUGCGGUCAAUUCUAGCUAGCGCGGAGCCGUUAAGACCAACUGCUUUACACCCUGACACUUUUUCACACCAUGAACUAGGGGGGAUGGUCGGUUAUGUUAACGUUCUCGACGGUGCUUUUGUCCUUGAAGAGCGGGGAGAGGAUGAUGGCGAGUACUACUUUGGAUUGGUGCGGAUUCACCUGGAUUGUUUGUUUAGCUUCUGCCACAAUUGUGAAAAUCUGAUGACUGAGCAGGACUGGGGUUCCUGGGGUAUGGAUGAUCCUAAUUAUGUGCCUUAUGUUGAUGGCCGCUCACUUCGGCUCGAAAGGAAGCAACUGUUCCUGUCUUCUCCAGGUCGGCUUCCCGAUGUGGAGAGGACAGCUAGAAUUACUGAGCUUGAGUUCAAAGGGAACCAGUAA
Penicillium griseofulvum is the source of this 903-nucleotide messenger RNA. RefSeq lists its product as uncharacterized. Bases 1 to 903 code for a protein of 300 amino acids. The transcript has a single exon. The record is from RefSeq and is a predicted model, not a curated record. NCBI's taxonomy places the organism in Eukaryota, Fungi, Ascomycota, Eurotiomycetes, Eurotiales, Aspergillaceae.